CACAGAGCCUGCCGCCGUGAUGAAACCGAACGGGUACCGAUUUUAACUCACUUCUGAGUCCCCAAGGUGCAGAACCAAAGAGUAUUAAUGGUCUGGGCAUCAAAGUACGGGAACAUUUGAUCCAGAGUUUCCCUUAGAAACGGGAAGGUCUAAGGAUAGUGGAAACUAUGAAAGUCACGGUGUGUUUUGGAAGAACUCGGGUCGUGGUUCCGUGCGGAGACGGCAACGUUAAAGUGCACACGCUCAUUCAGCAGGCCACUGUGCGGUACAGGAGAGCCAUCGCCAAGGGUGAAGAGUACUGGGUGCAGGUGUACAGGCUGGAACAUGGUGAUGGAGGAAUUCUGGAUCUGGAUGAUGUUCUGUCUGAUGUGGCAGAUGACAAAGACCGAUUGGUGGCAGUGUAUGAGGAACAGGAGCCUCAUGUCGGUGGUGAUGGCACCAGCGCGAGCUCCACGGGCACACAGUCACCUGAGAUCUUCUCUGGAGAGCCUUCCACCUCCACCCCACUGUCUGCCUUCCAGCCGUACUUGCCCCACAGCGAGAUAGAGGUCACCACCUCCACGCUCAGAACCAACAUGCCUUUGCACGUUCGUCGCAGUAGUGAUCCAGCGUUGUUGAACCUGACAGCGAUGUCAUUCUCUGAGCAGGGCUCACAACCCGAAGAACCUUUCAGGAAAAACCCCACACGCUGGUCCACCACCACUGGCUUCCUGAAACCACGUUUCUCCAUUGGAACCAACAGUCUGGAGAGAAAGGGGCGAGGUGUAAACACAUACCGUAGUCUUCCUCGUGAUGCUGGGCAGUGGGACAAUCAGAGAGAGUUUCACCAUGAGACAGCUCGUUCUUCACUCAGUGCCAAUCAUCCAAUGGUGGACUGCUGGUUGGACCGACAGGAACAGGAAGAGGAGGAGAAUGGCAGGAUAGAACCGGUGGGACGUGCAGAUACGUGCUUGGAACACAUGGGAGUGAGAUCUCUAGAUGAUAUUGUGAAACUGGUGGACGUGCCUAAUGAUGGAGGUCCACUUGGCAUCCACGUGGUGCCCUUUAGCGGCCGUGAUCGCAGGACGUUGGGUCUGGUGGUGAAGCGAUUGGAGCGUGGAGGAAAGGCUGACGUUCAGGGUUUGUUUCAGGAAAAUGACUGCAUCAUUCGGAUCAAUAACGGAGACCUACGGAACGUCCGCUUUGAGCAAGCUCAGAACAUGUUUCGUCAGGCAAUGCGUUCUCCUGUCAUCCUGUUCCAUGUGGUACCAUCCUCUAUGAGAUCCCAGUAUGAACAAAUAUCACAUUAUGAAAACAACCCCAGGAUGAACUUUGACCUUUCUGGACGCUUCAGCCCAGACUCCAGUCAUUAAGGAGCCGUUGGCAACACUCUUGUGGAUCGCGCAGCUCACCGACUGGCACAGCACAGGCCACUCCCACCUAAUAACCAAUCAGAUAUCAGUUCUCCCCUUCAUCAUCCUAUUGGUUCAGCAGGGAAACCUCCAUCAGGCCACACCUCCUCUCCCCAAAGAGGCUUAAGCCCCACCCCCACAACAGGCUUCACUAAAAAGGUCGGGCGGAGACAAGGAAUCCAGCUCAGAAAAGGGCCAGAAGGUCUCGGGUUCAGCAUCACAUCAAGAGAUGUCCCCUUAGGAGGCUCUGCCCCUAUUUACGUGAAGAAUAUCCUGCCAAGAGGAGCAGCCAUACAGGAUGGACGACUGAAAGCAGGGGACAGGUUGUUAGAGGUCAAUGGGGUUGAUCUGAAUGGCCGUGGUCAGGAAGAGGCGGUUUCUUUGCUGAGGGCGACGCCCAUGGGUGGGACUGUGAGUCUGCUGGUGCUGAGACAGGAAGAGGCCUUUCUACCCAAAGAGAUAAACACAGAAACAGCAAUGCAGAACACACGAGAAUGGAAGGUAGAAGAGGAGGAGUUGGUUUUAACCCCAGAUGGUACGCGUGAGUUCCUGACGUUGGAAGUACCUCUGAAUGACUCCGGCUCAGCGGGCUUGGGGGUCAGUGUCAAGGGUAACAGGUCAAAGGAGAGCCACGCUGACCUGGGCAUCUUUGUCAAGUCUAUUAUCAAUGGAGGAGCAGCAUGCAAGGAUGGCAGACUGCGAGUCAAUGAUCAACUCAUUGCAGUCAAUGGGGAGUCGUUGUUAGGGAAAACCAACCAGGACGCCAUGGAAACUCUGCGUAAAUCCAUGUCAACAGAGGGCAACAAGCGAGGGAUGAUUCAGCUGAUCGUGGCAAGAAAAAUCAACAAAUGUCUUGAGGGUGAGAGCCGAUGUAGUCCACAUGGAUUAGAGCGGACUCUAAGCCCGUCUCCUGACGACCACGAGCGACGGAUCUCACACUCUCUAUAUGGCAUUGAGGGAAUCGAUGACAACCUAAGACCACAACGCAACACGAAUAACCUCAAAAUGAAUCAUUAUCAGCUCUCGCCAACGGUGAACAUGCCUCAGGAUGACAUGGUCAUAAUUGAAGACGAUAGGCCGUGUGUUCUCCCCACCCACUUGUCUGAAUCCUCAUCCAGCUCUCAUGAUGACAUGGGUUUCGCUGUGGAGACGCCACCGCCACCCCCCUGGGACCAAGAGCUUCCCGCUAGUGCUCCCAUUGCCAAUGAUGAGUUUCAGAGAGAAGGCUUUGGCAGGCAAAGCGUGUCUGAGAAACGCACUAAGCAGUAUGGAGACGCAAGCCAACUUGACAUCAUCAAGACCCGCAAGUCCAAGAGCAUGGAUCUAGUGGCUGAGAUUAACCUCACACAAUGCACUGAGAACCACACAGGCUCUUCCUCACAUGAUGUGGGCCCUUCUCUCGGCCUAAAGAAGUCCAGCUCUCUGGAGAGUUUACAGACUGCCGUUGCUGAAGUAACGCUUGACGGUGACCUCUCUUUCCACCGGCCACGCCCACACAUCAUAAGGGGGCGGGGGUGCAACGAGAGCUUCCGAGCUGCAAUUGACAAGUCGUACGACAGGCCAGCAGCAAAUGAGGAUGAAGAGGAGGGCAUGGAAACAUUGGAGGAGGACACUGAGGGAAGCUCUCGGUCAGGGCGGGAUUCUGUUUCCACGGUAGCUGACUUAACUCCACUUCCCAUCACCGAGCAACAGCUGGUCAAUGGCAACCAGCCUCAAAACAACAAGAAGAAAGAAAAAGCAGGAAAGGACAAAAAGAAGCCUGAGAAAGAAAAGAGUAAAACAAAGAAAGGAAUGCUCAAGGGCCUCGGAGAGAUGUUCAGGUUCGGGAAGUACCGUAAAGAUGAGCGUUUGGAUGGUGGAAAGUGGAAGGCGGAGGAAACGCAGGCAUCUGAGGAGGAGACAGGCCGAAUGAGACAAGAACAAGAGAGAAUUCAGGCUAAAACGCUGGAAAUUCGUCAGCGUCAAGCCAGAGAAAGAGAUUACGCUGAAAUACAGGACUUCAGCCGGUCCACUCUGACCUCGCUUCCUGCCGAGGAGCCACUGUACGCCGGCAUCACCUCGCUGGAACGUGGCGGGUACCAUCGGAUCUACACUCCUCCAGACUCGCCAUUUACACAAAAACAGAAUGGCCGAAAUGGGCACCCCUCUACAUCAGACAGGCUAGUGCCGAGCAACCACGACCGAAUCCAGUGCUUACGGCAGGAGUUCCACCAGAUCAGACAGGACGAAGCGGAACCAGAUGAUCGCCACCGCACCUACAGCCUGGAGCAGCCCUGGUCAAACUGCAGCUCACAUACCUCAUCUGGCCGUCAUUCAGUGUCUGUGGAGGUGCAGUUACAGAGACAGGAAGCCAGGGAUGCUUUCACACAGGCUCAGAGACAGUACAGCUCUCUACCACGCCAUCCUCGUAAGACCCCCACUCCAGCUUCAGAGAGCGAAUGGGAGAGAACAUGUCCACCAGGCAAUGGCUUUCAGGCAGCUAAAGACAGCGGCCGUUACUCCAGUUACCAGGGUCCUCGUUCCUUCCCGCGCACCGUUCCCCUUUCUAGCUGCAGGAAUGGCCUAUCUGCUCAACCUGGAUCUGGCUGUACUACAGUGGGUGGUGGCUACAAUGCUCGCGUCCUAUUGGAGGCCCAGGAGCUCCUCAGACAGGAACAGAGACGCAGAGACCGGGAAAUUAAAGGAAGAGGCCCAUCAGUUCACGUAGACUACGAAUCCCAGGAUUCCAAAGGACCCCUUAGGCAGGAUGUCCCGCCCUCCCCUUCCCAGGUUGUUAGACUCGGCCGCGUACACACACCUGAGAAAUUGCGCCCGUUUUUGUCAUGAGAAAAAAAAAGAGGGCGACUCAUUCACCAUUUAUUCAGAAAAACAGAAAGGUUGACAAGAUUUUUGUGUGUGACCGCUGAUAAACAAACAUUUGGUUGUCUGGUAGUUGUACACAGACUCCGCCUACCUGAGUGCCUUUUGAUUAUGAGGUCACUGUGGUCACUAUCCAAUAGCCAAUAGCUCAUUGGUGCAUCCAGUGGUGCUCUUGAUUUGCUGUGAAUACCUUCAUGCUCUGACAAUCAGCCUGAAACAAAUUGACUUUUGCUCCUCUGUUGAACCAGCAGAACCAUGUCUGUCAUAAUAAGCAGGUUUUAUUGAUUUUUUUUUUCUUAAGUCAGAUUCAUUUUUAAAUGUAAAAAUGAAAGUUGUCAGUUAAAUUUGUAUUUGAUAUGGUUACGUUUAUAGAAAAAAUUCACCCAAGAAUUAAUAUUCUAAUGUAAUUUAUUCAUCCUCAUGUCAUUCUUAUCUGGUUUGACUGUCUUUCUUCUGUGGAACACAAAUGGAGAUCUUUCACAAUAGUCUUUUCCAUACAAAAAGAAAUAUACUCUGACCACGAACUGCUUCAAAAAUUGAAAAGAAAAGCACCAUAAAAGUAGUCCAAAUGGCUUGACUUGUGCAGAAAUAGGUCUUACUGGUUUGGAACUGCAAGAGGGUGAAUAAAUGAUGGCAUAAUUUUUUAUUUCAAGUAGGUAUAGAGUGGGAGUUGACAGACAGGAGAACAGAGACCAUUUUUUUUUUAAUUAUUGAGAAAAACUAAACAAAAUGGGCUCACAGAUAGCAGGUCAUUAAUUGAUGCUCCUCAUUAAAUUUUCAGAGCGCUUUCACACAGACAGAAUACAUGACCCACUGCUGCCUGCCAGGUGUGUGUGUGUGUGUGUGUGUGUGUGUGUGUGUGUGUGUGUGUGUGUGUGUGUGUGUGUGUGUGUGUGUGUGUUACUGGUCUCCCAGAUGACCCACACUGAAUUUUUCAUCACACACCAGCUGCCCCUGCAUUGACGGGCUACAGUGCUAUGUGAAAGUUCAGGCACAGAAAUCGUCUUCCCCUAAACACACACAGGCUAUGUUCAGAACAGCAUACUACAGUACCAUAUUACUAUUUGUGUAGUGUAUUUACAGAGACUGUUUGGGCCACUUCUAUUCAAAUAAAUGGGAGAAAUUAGAACGGCUAAUAGAAGUAGAAAAGGAAGUCCCUUCUUACAGGUAAAAGAGCCAAUCACCUUUUAGACACAUCUGAGGUAAAGACGCACAAUUUAUGAUACCAGUUUUGUCAGAUUUUACUGCUUAUUUGAUUUAUGUUCUGUGAUCUUAAUCUUGACCAGCCGUUUUGGAGAUUUCGGUCUUUCCCCAUUCAAGUAGAUAAGAGCUGGACAGUCAUGCCACUAGUUUACAUAGAAAAAUAGCUGGAGAGCUUUCCAAAGAUGGCCGUGAGUGAGUUGACUUGCUAAAAAGACUUUGGUAUAUAGUAUGAAUUAGGGAUGAACCCAUAAAAAAAAUUGUCUGCCGAUACUGAUAGUUUGGUGACUUUGCUUAUUUCAUGCUACCUGUUUUCAGGUUACUGAUCAUUCAUAUGAUUCAUUUUGGAACAUUUAUAAAAUCAUGAUCGUUCACAUGAGAUGAAGACACUAUCAGUAACAUUAUAAAAGCUGUUUAAAUCUUCACACAGAGGGUCCCCUCAUGGGCGCUGCCAUGUUAGGAGCACGUGACCAACCCGAUACAACUCGCUUUAUCUCAGUAGCCACCCUGUUAUUGGACACUUUCACUCAUGGAUUAAAGUAAUAUUUGGCUGAUGUGAAUACUACAUUUCUACAAUAGCAUCUGUAACUGAAAUCUAUUGAUUUUCAAUGAUGCCGCAUCCACUCCACUAGGUGUCACUGUAAGUCAAGAUGACAAACAAAAAAGUUACUGAGUGCAAAAGUAAUUAAUUAGUUGUGUUCAAAGUUUUAACGGCAGUUCCACCCCGCAAAGUUUUAGCAGUGCAAAGCUUACAACUCUUCUGUCAUUCUCACCCAAUUCAAAGUCAUUUCACACAAGAGAGAUUUUUUUACACUGCACAAGAUUUAGUCUAUUUUCCCGCCCCCUUUUUGAUUGACAGGAAAGAAUCGGCCCUGAUUAUCAACUGUUUUUAAACAAUCAGCCGAUGUCCGAUAAUACAGAUCAACCGAUACCGAUGAUUGGCCGAUACAAUUGUGCAUCUCUGCUAUGAAUACUGUCCACAUUUUCUGUAUGCAUGGAAUGACCAGAUGACCAACUUGUGAAAUAUUUAUAUGAAUUUUUUUUCAUGAUCAGGACAGAAAGUAAAAUCAGAUGUUAAUUUUAACAUCGACUCAAUUUUUAGAUUUUUAACAAAAUUGGAUAGAAAAUUCAAAAAUAUAUAUAUUUUUUUUUUACUAAAUAACUGGAAGCCACUCAAAUAAUUCAGUGCAAUACAAACAUGAAUGUCAUGCUGUUUAGUAUUGAAUAUUACAUUCUCCUCUUAUAUUUUUGUUUUUAAUACUUAAAACAAAUACUUGAAAAAUCAGUAUUCAGUGUAUACUGCACAUAGCUCAUUCCAAAAAUAGCCAGCACACACAUCUUCCUCUGGAUCACACUUUAGAUAAACAAAUACUUAGACGGAUGGAUAGAUUUAUGGAUCUUAUUGAUCAUUGUUAAGUGGAAAGUCUUUAAAAGACUAAUGAGCUGAACCAUUCAUGCAGCUGAACACAGCUUGUGUCUUCAACUUUGUACUGAUCGUCUCACUCGAACUCUGCUGGAUCUGCAAGCCAGGCCCCACUCCUUUGCAUAAUAGCUCCGCCCCUGACAGCUGCUGAGAUGGUCAAUCUGCAAUACAGUGUCAGUGAUGCAUUUUAGAUCACGAACUAGAACUUUGAGUUCUGUAGAGAUGAAAGUUCUAGGCUUUGAAUCAAGAGCUCCUGUUGAGCUGAUACCCUCAGACUAUAGUGUAACAUGCUAGGUCAAGUAUGUGUGUAUGUGUGUGUGAUUGUGAGCGCACGUGUGCACAUGUGCGGGGGCAGUGCCAUAUGAGCCAGCCGAUACUCGUUUGACACAUAACAGUGUGACACAUGGUGUGAAACACACUCUACUGCCCAGGCACAGAUGGUCGGUUGUGUUUUGUGUGUUUGAGCUGUGUGUGUGUGUGUGUGUGUGUGUGUGUGUGUGUGUGUGUGUGUAUGAGUUGGAAUCUAAAUGAAAAUAUGAAAAGCUUCAUUAUAACACAUUUGACUCCAAACAAUCAGACACUUAUUUCUAAUUGGAUCUUUUGUUCCACCAUAUCCUGUUUGGAAUUGUUCCUUAUUUUUGUGAAACUUGAAAGAUCAGGAAACACUGCCGGGCCUGGUCAGCCUGUUUUAUACGUUUGCCUUCUUUUAACCGUUUUUUUAACUGAAUGAAACCUCUUUUGCACCUUUAUAAAUGUCAAAUUUCCAGAUAUUAACCACAAAGUAUUAAAUACAAUGAAGUAUUAAAAACAUGGAUGCUUUGGCACAUGGACAGAUUAUUUUAUUUGUGUGUGUGUCUUAGCAACCAUCUCCAUAAUGCGUUAUGGCUUGUUUUAAAAGGUCAAGGGUCAUAAAGGAGCAUAGAUAUGAAGUUUCUGACAGAUUCUGAAGGAUCAAUGUCAGAUUUUCUAUUUUCUAUCAGUUAGUUUGUUUACAGGACUAUGUAAAAUGUAUGUUUCUGCCAUUGUGCAUCAUGUUUCUGUGACAUUUUUGUUGUUGUUUAUAUGCUGUUAUGAAUCUUGUGAUGUCUAAAAAAGCAGCAGCUGUUUUGACAGUACAAAACUCUUGUAAAAUAAAGGAAGGGAUGCUCUUCUGUUUUCCAUAUACACUUAAGUUCUGUGUGUGUGUGUGUGUGUGUGUGUGUGUGUGUGUGUGUGUGUGUGUGUGUGUGUGUGUGUGUGUGUGUGUGUGUGUGUGUGUGUGUGUGUGUGUGUGUGUGUGUGUGUGUGUGUGUGUGUGAGAGAACUACAUUGUCCAUUAAUCAUCUACUUUCCACAUGGGUCUGACAUUUUAAGACACUUGAGUCUGUGUGUGUGUGUGCUGGAUUUAUUUUGAAGACUGCCAUCUUGAUCAUGAAAUUUUGCAUCUUGCAGCGUUCCUAUGUGGCUUCAUCCUGUUUACCAGAAUUUGCAUUCACUUUGCAUGAUUUAUUGUACUAGGGUACGUGGCGGCCGCCUCUUCUUUAGAGGCUUUAGAGAUCUUUAACUUAACUAUGUCUUUUGACGCGUUUUUAAAACAAGAAAUCGUUUUUAAAUUGACACUGGCUAAAAAAAACAUGUCGGUCGUGCGCAAGAAGCUGAAGAAAUGGCUAGACGUGUUUCAACGAUCAAAGACAUGUCAAUCCACCCAGCACGUGUUUACAUAGGAAAACAAUGGAAAAUCAGAGCAGAUGCAUGCAAAAUUGACUCACAAAAUUUGUCAGAUAAGACAUUUUCUAGGUAUAAAUGUAUUCAUUUAAUCAUAAAUGCAAAGCAAUUUUCAGUUAAACAACCAUGUGAUGGCAAAAGUCUAUGGUCUUUAUGUGAAGUGGUGGAUUUAGGCAUUUGCAACAUGGCAGUCACCCAGGACACCCAAAUUGUUGGGGGUUAAAGGGGGACAAUGGUUUACUCUGUGCAUGUGUGUUUUGCUUUUUUCUAUAGUGUGUUUGAGAGUCAAUCAAUAAAAGCUAUAAUGGGAUUCAAAUAAUAAGGUGAAAUAUGAGAUGUUAGGCAGAAUGUUAGCCUCAGUCACCACUCACUUUCAUUGCAUCUUUUUCCAUGCAAUAAAAUUGAGCAAACAUCUCCCAUUGUGUUCCACAGAAGAAAGAAAGAAAUGCGGUUUUGGAACAACAUAAGGGUGAGUAUAUGAUGACAGUUUUCAUUUGGAUGAACUUACCUGUAAGUGGAAUCAGAAUCUGAACCACAAUCGUUACAUUCCCUAAGAUUCCCAUCCCAAUUGAAAUAGUGGGAUAGUGUGCAUUAUUUUACUAGUAUUUUUGUAUUUUACUGCAUUUUUUGGUUUAGUUUUUUAAGAUAUGUUUGCUAAUAAAUGAUGAAAAAGCAGAUUUGAGAGGACCAUCAAGAUAAUAAAAAGACAAGAGGAAUAAUCAGAUGGCUGGAGUAAAGCAGAUGGGCCAGUCCUUCCACCAGAUGUUUGAAGGUGCCACUCUCACCUGGUUCUAAUCCAUGAAACCAACAGCUGUGCUGAUUAUACACAUGAAAAGACACACUUUCAAACUUUUUUCUCUCCCUCUUUUUUUUGCUUUUUCACACACAAAUCAUUUUAAAACCUC
Messenger RNA from Xyrauchen texanus (razorback sucker), 9482 nucleotides. Its product is annotated as partitioning defective 3 homolog. Gene Ontology annotation, molecular function: protein binding; phosphatidylinositol binding. Gene Ontology annotation, cellular component: cell cortex; adherens junction; apical plasma membrane. The record is from RefSeq and is a predicted model, not a curated record. Gene Ontology annotation, biological process: intracellular protein localization; establishment of cell polarity; cell adhesion. Lineage: Eukaryota; Metazoa; Chordata; Actinopteri; Cypriniformes; Catostomidae.